This is a messenger RNA of Penicillium olsonii, 1569 nucleotides long. The record is from the annotation of a GenBank genome assembly. Lineage: Eukaryota; Fungi; Ascomycota; Eurotiomycetes; Eurotiales; Aspergillaceae.
AUGGGCGCAAUUGCUGAUACAGCCAGCUGGCAACAACGAGCAGCCAAUAAAAGACAAGAAUGUGCCAAUAAAAUUCCGGAAGAAUGGAGAAUCCCACCAAAGAUCCUGGAUGAGCUUGAGACACCAUUUGCGGACAAGAAGAAUGACCUGAUCCGAGCCCAGACAAUUCGGAAAUCCGGCAUUUUGACAGAUAGGGAACUUGAGAUUACCGAAGACUAUCAAGUUGAUGAUCUGAUCGCCGCGUUGGCAGAUGGGAGCUUGACGUCGGUGGAAGUCACCCUGGCAUAUUCCAAGCGUGCAGCGUUGGCCCAGCAGCUGGUAUCAUGUCUGACAGAAACAAUGUUUGAAGAAGCGCAUGAACGGGCGCUUCUUCUUGAUAGUCAACGAGCUCAGGGCAAGCUCGCAGGACCGCUCCAUGGUCUUCCGAUCAGUAUCAAAGACAACUUCAACUUCAAGGGAGUAGAUUCUACAGUUGGAAUGAUCACCUUCUUGGAUGAUAAAGCGCAGGAGAAUUCACCGCUGGUGGAUAUCUUACUAGGCUUGGGUGCAGUUCUAUACGUGAAGACAAAUGUGCCCCAGACAAUGAUGACAACGGACUCACACAACAAUGUCUUUGACCGCACUCUCAACCCAUGGAAUACUAGAUUAGGCCCUGGCGGCUCUAGCGGGGGCGAGGGUGCUCUAAUCGCUCUCCGUGGAUCCCCGCUCGGAGUGGGAACUGAUAUUGGAGGCUCCAUCCGAAUCCCAGCACAUUGCUGUGGGCUCUAUGGCUUCAAACCAAGUUCCCAACGAGUUCCAAAUGGUGGCAUGCGCGGUUGCAACACCAGUGGAAUGAAGUUUCUGCUCUCUUGCGCCGGUCCACUAUCAUCUGAUCUCAAUGGAAUUGAGACAUUUUUCAAGUCUGUUUUCGAGACAGAGCCCGCUCGUCUUGAUUCCACCGUCCUCGAUGUUCCAUGGAGAGACGUUCCCGUGAAAUGCUCUACUCUGAAGAUAGGCGUUGUUCCUGAAUCAUCGAUAUUCCCUCUCCACCCACCCAUUCGCAGGGCAUUGACAGAGGCUGUCCGCUUGCUGGAGGCACAGGGCCACGAGAUUAUCCACCUCACCGAGGAAGAAUGUCGCAUCGUGGAAUCCAACGAGAUCGGAUGGUCACUAUUUGGCCUAGAUGAGGGCUCCAAGAAACUUUUGGAAUCAACCGGCGAGCCUCCAGUUCCUGCGAUGCACUAUCUUGGAAAGCAGGCUGAAAAGCUCCUUGGGUUUUAUAAGCCAACAUUGCCAGACACAACUGGCCUCGAUCCCCUACACAAGUUAGCCUUGCUAAAUACGCGCCGUGCCGAGCUAAGGGAGUCAUAUCGGAAGAUGUGGCUGGAGCAUGAUCUUGAUAUCUGUAUUGCUCCCUCCGCUCAAACGACAGCGGUCCCCCACGACACCUUCGGCGUGGCGCCUUAUACCACCUUUACCAACGUUCUAGAUUAUCCAUCUUUUGUCAUACCCUUUGGUGAAGUCGGCGGAGAUGAUGCAAACAAGACCUUUGUGCCCAAUGAACAUCAGCUGGGGCCCGAAUGUGAGUAG